AUGCUUUUUCCAUGGGAGUUUUCUGGUCGUGUGAAUCGUGCAGUAUCUUUGCAAGAUGAUCAUGACGUGAUAAUCUCAAAAUGCAGGGAAAUUAUGGAAGCAUUCUGUAAAGAAAUGAAAAACCUAGCGAUGAUCAUCCUAUGCCAAUUGGCGAAGGCUUUAAGGAUGGAUGAGAUGGAAAUGAGAGAACUAUUCAGCGAUGGAGUGCAGUCAAUGAGAAUGAAUUAUUAUCCACCUUGUCCCGAACCACACAAAACCAUUGGCUUUAGCCCUCAUUCUGAUGCUGAUGCCCUCACCAUCCUGUUCCAGCUAAAUGAAACUGAAGGUCUCCAAUUCCGGAAAGACGGUAUUUGGGUUCCCAUAAAACCCCUCCCAAACGCUUUGAUUGUGAAUAUUGGCGAUAUUAUGGAGAUAGUGAGCAAUGACGUUUAUAAGAGCAUUGAGCACAGAGUUAUUGUAAACUCAAACGAAGAGAGGCUCUCUGUUGCAACAUUCUACAGCUCCAACCUUGACUCCGAAUUGGGACCUGCACACAGCCUAACUGGACCAAAUAAUCCUCCAAUUUUCCAAAGAGUUCCUGUGGAUAAAUAUUUCAAGGAUUUUUUUGCACGUAAACUUGAUGGGAAAUCGUACAUUGAUUUUAUGAAGGAAGAGGCAAGGGAUGGCAAGUCGUAG
Messenger RNA from Capsicum annuum, 675 nucleotides. Its product is annotated as codeine O-demethylase-like. The transcript is spliced from 3 exons. Bases 1 to 675 code for a protein of 224 amino acids. The record is from RefSeq and is a predicted model, not a curated record. NCBI's taxonomy places the organism in Eukaryota, Viridiplantae, Streptophyta, Magnoliopsida, Solanales, Solanaceae.